UCUCUAAGGUCACCCUACAUUACCCCACCUCCCACUAUAAUCUGCUUCCUGUGUUGGCCAUGCCUGGGUGGAGCUGCCUGGUGACUGGAGCAGGAGGGUUUCUGGGCCAGAGAAUCAUCCACAUGUUGGUGCAGGAGAAAGACCUGGAGGAGAUCAGGGUCCUGGACAAGGUCUUCAGACCAGAAACCAGGAAAGAAUUCUUCAACCUCAAGACAAACACAAAGGUGUCAGUGUUGGAGGGAGACAUUCUGGAUGCCCAGUACCUGAAGAGAGCCUGCCAGGGCAUCUCUGUGGUCAUCCACACCGCUGCUGUCAUUGAUGUCUCAGGGGUCAUUCCCAGACAGACCAUGCUAGAUGUCAAUCUGAAAGGUACCAAGAACCUAUUGGAAGCCUGUGUCCAAGCUAGUGUGCCAGUCUUCAUCUUCACCAGCUCAGUUGAGGUGGCAGGGCCCAACUCCUACAAGCAGAUCAUCUUGGAUGGCCAUGAAGAAGACAGUCUAGAAAGUAUAUUGUCUGAUCCAUACCCAUACAGCAAAAAGAUGGCUGAGAAGGCAGUGCUGGCAGCCAAUGGGUGUACCCUGAGAAAUGGUGGCACUUUACAUACUUGUGCCUUAAGGCCCAUGUACAUUAAUGGGGAAAAAAGCUCAUUCCUUUAUGACACAGUAACUUGUGCUCUGAAAAAUAAGGGUGUUUUGGAUACUACUGGCAAAUUCUCUAGAGCCAACCCUACAAGAAAGCCCAUCAUGAUCUCGGCUAUGAGCCCUGUGUCACCUGGGAGGAAGCCAAGCAGAAUACCGCAGAGUGGAUCGGGACAGCACAAAGAGACAAUGAACUCAAAGACUCGGUGAUGUAAAGAUGGCAGGGACAUGGCCCUGGGUGUUAUCAGAAAUCAUCCUCAGGUCCUCAGAAAGGAUACAGUCACAAUCCAGGUCCUAUUGCCACCCUUUGACAUAGAAGCCAACUUAAUGUCUUCCUAAAGUACCCAGAAUCCUUGCCAAGCACUGACCCAGCCACAAGCUUUCUUCCCCAAACACCUGCCCAGAGACACACAGGCCAUUGUGCCUCAGCUCCUGGUUCCUAACUACUAGGCGCUUCUUGUUGCUCAAGAGUUCUCUCCAUGGGCGUCAUCUCCCCAGUAACAGCAUUUCUCAUCUUUUGAAAAUUCUGCUUUGGUUUAUGAAGUUGAGUGAAAGAAACAAUAAACAUGUGUUA
Molecule: messenger RNA, 1212 nt
Organism: Meriones unguiculatus (Mongolian gerbil)
Lineage: Eukaryota; Metazoa; Chordata; Mammalia; Rodentia; Muridae
Product: 3 beta-hydroxysteroid dehydrogenase/Delta 5-->4-isomerase type 6-like
Exons: 3
Coding region: 60-848 (262 amino acids)
Biological process (GO): steroid biosynthetic process
Molecular function (GO): 3-beta-hydroxy-Delta5-steroid dehydrogenase (NAD+) activity
Source: RefSeq, a predicted model, not a curated record